Molecule: messenger RNA, 939 nt
Organism: Fragaria vesca subsp. vesca
Lineage: Eukaryota; Viridiplantae; Streptophyta; Magnoliopsida; Rosales; Rosaceae
Product: cullin-1-like
Exons: 2
Coding region: 55-939 (294 amino acids)
Biological process (GO): ubiquitin-dependent protein catabolic process; protein ubiquitination
Cellular component (GO): cullin-RING ubiquitin ligase complex
Molecular function (GO): ubiquitin protein ligase binding; polysaccharide binding
Source: RefSeq, a predicted model, not a curated record
GUGCAGCUCUUCAUCUUCCUCAUCCUCUUCAGUUCCAUUUCUUUCUUGAUACAAAUGGCCUCCAAUGAAAAUCGCUCAACAAGGCAACAAAGGGACUGUCGUGUCAAACCUGGAAAAUAUGGAACAAAUCUAUCAACAUCGACAGAUGGCGAAUUCAUCCAGUUUGAUGAAGGAUGGGAGUUUCUGCAGAAGGGGAUCACAAAGCUGAAGAGGAUCCUAGAAGGACUACCAGAAACUCAGUUCACCUCAGAGGAAUAUAUGAAGCUCUACUCCACUGUUUACAAAAUGUGUACUCAGGAUCCCCUUGAUGAUUACUCUCAGCAACUUUAUGACAAAUAUCGGGAGACAUUUGAGGUUUACAUUAUUUCAACAGUGCUGCCAGCUCUAAGAGAAAAGCCUGAAGAGUCGAUGCUGCAGGAACUUGUCAAAAGAUGGAAAAAUCAUAAAAUUAUGGUAUGGUGGCUGUCACGCUUCUAUCACUUUAUUGAUUGCUACUUCAUCGCAAGGAGGUCACUUCCCACCCUAAAUGAAGUUGCACUUAAAUCCUUCCGGGAUUUGGUUUAUUGUGAGGUGAAUGCUAAUGCCAGAGUUGCUUUGAUUGAUCUGAUUCACAAAGAACGCGAAGGAGGGCAGAUCGACAGAGAGCUAGUGAAGAAUGUGGUAGAACUGUUGGUUGAAAUCGGAAAUGGGAAAAUGGAUGCUUACGAGAAGGACUUGGAAGCUCACAUACUGGAAAACACUAGCGAUUACUAUUCUCUUAAAGCAUCAAGUUGGAUUAUAGAGUAUUCUUCUCCAGAUUACAUGUUGAAGGUCGACGAAUGCUUGAGAAUGGAGAGGGAGAGAGUUGCUCAUUACCUGCAUUCAAGCAGUGAGCAGAAGCUGGUGAACAAAGUUAAAGAUGAGUUGUUGGUGGUUUAUGCAAACAAUGACAUAAAGUAA